Molecule: messenger RNA, 4302 nt
Organism: Cryphonectria parasitica EP155
Lineage: Eukaryota; Fungi; Ascomycota; Sordariomycetes; Diaporthales; Cryphonectriaceae
Product: putative 5-oxoprolinase
Exons: 5
Coding region: 248-4225 (1325 amino acids)
Biological process (GO): glutathione metabolic process
Cellular component (GO): cytosol
Molecular function (GO): 5-oxoprolinase (ATP-hydrolyzing) activity
Source: RefSeq, a predicted model, not a curated record
CUCUCCUAAGAAGAUAGUACUUUUGGGUAAUAACUCACAAAACCUAUCGCGAUGGUUCAAGAUGACAGCGAAACACUGACUUCUGAAAGCGAAGUUCACAACUCAUGAAGAAGUUAUUUAAUUUAAUGAGCAUUGAUCCCCAUCUUUCAUUUAUCGCAGGCGCAUUAAUAUUUCUUCUCAGCUGAACAUCUCAAACAACAUUCCAACCACAUUUCGAGACUCCCAGCCAUUCAUUACUUACUUCAUUAUGCCAUCCAUCGCUGAGGAAGGAAUCAGAAUAGCCAUUGACCGAGGUGGUACAUUCUGUGACUUCUGGGCACAUAUCCCUGGCCAAAAGGAUGACCUUGUCUUUAAGCUUUUGUCCGUCUGCCCCGACGAGUUUGCCGAUGCCCCCACAGAGGGUAUCCGACAGAUUCUCGAAAAAGCCACGGGAAGGGCCAUUGCCAGAGGCGAGCUGCUCGACCUAACUCCCGUCGAGAGCAUACGCAUGGGAACCACAGUCGCCACCAAUGCCCUCCUGGAACGAAAAGGCGAGAGCACAGCGCUCUUGAUUACAAAAGGAUUCCGCGACCUCUUGAUCAUCGGCAACCAAGCACGGCCGAGAAUAUUUGACCUGGCGGUGAAGAAACUCGGGACUCUGUACGAAAAUGUCGUCGAGGUGGACGAGCGUGUGACCGCAGAGGGCUUCUCAGAGGACCCGGAGCCGCAGCCAAUCGACGUGGCGAGCGAUUGCAAUCUGGUCAUAGGCAAGACAGGCGAGCCACUUCGCAUCUUAAAACGACCCGAUCUAGACGCCGUCCGAAAAGAUCUCCAGGGCCUGUGGGACAGUGGAUUCCGCAGCCUGGCUGUGGCACUGAUGCACUCAUACGCCUAUCCAGAUCACGAGAUGGCCAUAGGAGACCUGGCUCGCGAGAUGGGCUUCAAAGUCUCGCUCUCGUCUCAGCUGCAGAGCAUGAUCAAGCUCGUGCCUCGCGCCCAGUCGGCAGUGGCAGAUGCCUACCUCUCUCCCAUCACCGAGAAUUACCUCGAAGGGUUCCGAAGAAGUUUCAAGGGCGAAUUGCGCGAUCAGGCAUCGGCCAACAAAUUACUUUUAUGCCAGAGCCACGGCGGACUCGUCAGGUACACCGAGUUCACAGGUCUGCGGGCCAUUCUCUCUGGUCCUGCCGGCGGGGUCAUCGGUUAUGCUCGGACCUGCUACGACGUCGAAGAAGGAACUCCUGUGCUAGGUUUUGAUAUGGGCGGCACGAGCACUGAUGUCUCGCGCUACGGAGGCACCCUGGAACACGUUUUUGAGUGCACCACCGCUGAAAUCCAGAUCCAGACGCCCCAGCUCGAUGUCAACACUGUCGCCGCAGGAGGCGGUUCCAUCCUGUUCUGGAGUAACGGCUUGUUCAAAGUCGGGCCCCAGUCAGCAGGCGCAUAUCCUGGACCGGUCUGCUACGGAAAUGGUGGACCACUGACCAUCACGGAUGCCAACUGCUUUCUCGGACGAGUUCUGCCAGACUAUUUCCCGAGAAAACUGCAUAUCGACAAGGUCAGGGAAGAGUUCGCCAAGCUGACGCGCCUUGUAAAUUCCGAGAAGAACGGCGACGACCAGCUCACUGCCGAGCAGGUCGCCAUGGGCUUCAUCGAGGUGGCCAAUGCGACCAUGGCGAGGCCCAUCAGGACUCUGAGUGAGGGCAGGGGCUUCGAUACUGCAGCGCACAAUCUCGCCUGCUUCGGUGGUGCCGGUGGCCAGCAUGCUGUGGCUAUUGCCAGGGAUCUGGGCAUCAGACGGGUUCUGAUCCACAGACUGUCUAGUAUCUUGUCCGCGUACGGCAUGGCUCUGGCUGAUAUUGUGGUGGAGAAGCAGGAGCCUGAGGCGGCAGUGUAUGGCUCUGAUUCCAAAGGAAGGAUCGCAGAACGCUUCGCUUCCAUGGCCGAGAAGGCCACUUCGGAGCUGGGCUCGCAGGGUAUCCCAGCGCAGCGGGUCCUACACGAAUAUUUCCUCAAUAUGAGAUACAGGGGUAGCGACACGGCACUUAUGAUCCAAAAGCCCGAGGACGGCGACUUCUCUCAAGCCUUCAGCGACCGCCACCAGCGCGAGUUUGGUUUUGGUCAGCCUGACAGAGACAUCUUGGUAGAUGAUGUCCGCGUAAGGAGCAUUGGCAAGGCCGUGGAUAUUCCUGGUUGCAGUUUGUACAGAGAUCUCGAAGAGGAGGAUGGCUUCACAGUCCUAGACGCGAGCUCCGCCAAGGCCAUGAAGAAGGUCUACUUCGGAACGACUGGCUGGACGGAUACCGCCAUCUUUCACAUUACCAACAUCCCGAGGAGGGUCAAGAUCAUGGGUCCUGCGGUGGCAAUCGACGCGACGCAGACAAUCAUCAUUGAGGAAGACAGUGUGGCUAUUGUCUUGGACGACCAUAUCGUUCUUGACAUUACUGCCUCGAACCAAAGAACUAUUGGCAUCGAUGAGGUCGACCCGGUACAAUUGUCCGUCUUUGGCCACAGAUUCAUGUCUAUUGCAGAGCAGAUGGGAAGAACUCUCCAAAAGACAUCAAUUUCUACUAACAUCAAGGAGCGUCUUGACUAUUCUUGUGCUAUCUUUUCCCAGUCUGGAGGACUUGUUGCCAAUGCUCCUCAUAUUCCCGGUCAUUUGGGUUCCAUGAGCACAGCAAUCAGGUACCAAGCAGAGAAAUAUGGUCCUACGGGGCUCAAGCCUGGAGAUGUGGUUCUGUCGAAUCACCCUUGUUCAGGCGGAACGCAUCUGCCAGACUUGACAGUCACAACACCUGUCUUUGACGAUAACGAUAACCCCACGCAGAUUUUGUUCUUUGUCGCAAACAGAGGCCAUCAUGCAGACAUAGGUGGUAUCCUGGCCGGAUCUAUGCCCCCGAAUUCGACCGAGCUCUGGCAAGAAGGUGCUGCUGUUGAGUCAUUCAAGAUGGUCAAGCAGGGUGUAUUUGACGAAGAAGGCCUGAUUGAUGAGCUCUACGUCAAGCCUGGCAAAUACCCUGGCUGCAGCGGUACCAGGACGCUCAAGGACAAUAUUGCGGAUUUAAAAGCAGCUGUGGCAGCCAACAACCGAGGAAUUCACCUCAUCCAAGCACUGGUCAAGGAGUAUUCUUGGCCUGUCGUCCAGUUCUACAUGGAAGCCAUCCAGAAGAACGCCGAGGAUGCAGUUCGGACGCUUUUGAAGGGGUUCAGCGAGCGAUUCAGAGGCCACCCUUUGAAAGCGGUCGAUUAUAUGGAUGACGGGACGCCUCUGGCCUUGAAGGUCACCAUUGACGGUGAUAGUGGAUCUGCAAAGUUUGACUUUACCGGCACCGGCCCUGAGGCUUUCAAUAAUUUGAACACACCAUCUGCGGUGAUGUACUCAGGCAUUAUCUACUGCCUGCGCUGCAUGAUCUCCUCCGAAAUACCCCUAAACCAGGGAUGCCUAACCCCGAUCGAGGUCUACUGCCCACCUAAUACGCUUCUGUCCCCAUCACUCAAAGCUGCAACCGUCGGCUCCAACGUGGAGACCUCGCAGCGUAUUGUGGACCUCAUCUUCAAGGCCUUCCGCGCCUGCGCAGCCAGCCAAGGUACCUGUAAUAACCUGACGUUCGGAUAUGGUGGCACAGACCCGGAGACUGGUAAGAUCACCAAGGGCUUCGGCUAUUAUGAGACGAUUGCCGGCGGUGCUGGUGCAGGACCAACGUGGGAUGGACAGAGUGGUGUGCACACAAACGUCACAAACACCAGAAUCACGGAUCCAGAGACAUUCGAGAAGAGAUACCCAGUGAUUCUGAGGGAAUUCUCCAUCAGGAAAGGAUCUGGUGGUGCCGGCUUUCACCGAGGCGGCGACGGAUGUGUACGAGACAUUGAGCUGACCCGACCCAUGCAGGUCAGCAUUCUGUCAGAGCGAAGAGUGAUUCCGCCAUAUGGGAUGGCCGGUGGAUGCGAGGGAGGAAGGGGAGUGAACAUAUGGGUUCGGAAGGAUCCUGAGGAUGAUUCUGAGCGGAGAAUCAGCCUUGGACCACGGGCUACGACCAUGAUGGGCAAAGGUGAUAGAAUCAUCGUUCAGACGCCGGGAGGCGGUGGCUACGGCAAAGAUCCUAAUGCCGAGGAGGACUUUGUGCCGCCUGAGGAAUUGCAGAUCCGGGAGCUGUCCAAGAGCAUCACGAAUGGGGUAUCGACUGGUAGUUCGGCUUUCAGGGCAAACGGCAGUGUUGCAGAGCGAGAAGCCAUGGGUGCAUCAAACUAAGCCAGUCUAGACAUGUUGUUAGACUCAUUAGUGAAGAGACCAUCAAUAGUUGUUCUUCAAUAUGAUAUUUCUUCUCC